This is a messenger RNA of Symbiodinium sp. CCMP2592, 3423 nucleotides long. The record is from the annotation of a GenBank genome assembly. NCBI's taxonomy places the organism in Eukaryota, Dinophyceae, Suessiales, Symbiodiniaceae.
AUGCGCAGACCGGAAGCCGCGCUGCUCUGGCUUUGCUUGGCACCCACGGUGGCGCUGCGGCCCCUUGGCUGCGCCCACCAUCGCCAGCUCUUCAGAAGCUAUGAAGGACUGCGUGACACACUGGAGCAUUUUCUUGGUUUUUAUGAUGGCUACCGACACGGUAGACCAAAGAUCGUUCCGGAGCACAUCCGGCUGUUUCAGCUCAAUGCCGUGGCUUUGGACUUCCUGGAGAUUGCAGACGCUUUCCGGCUGUUUGCGUGCUAUAUCCUGUGCCCACAAGUUUGUGCAGAUCCAGCCGAGCUAGACAUGGCGUUCUCGCAGUUGCAGCUGGUUGAGAAGCUGAACAACCUGCAGCUGGAUCUGGAGCUUCUCGUCGGAGAGGGUGGGCGAGACUUCCUGGUGGCCUCGCAAAGCUACCUCCGCGAAGCCAAGAGCUAUGCGGCAACAUUGGUCUUCGACGGUCCCCGGCAGCAAGUAUCAGGUAUCGACUGGGACGAGGCGUACGGGACGUGCGUUGCUCGAGUGGCGUCGCGGAUCCUUUUCCCAGCCAUGCAGGUGCUCUCACUGGAGUCCAAGAGCAAUGAGAGCCACAUCAUUCUAUCCGGUGUUACAUUUGACGAGUCGGAUCCAGCAUCGGCAUCCAGCUCCUACAUCUAUCCGCUGCCCGGGACACGUCCCAGCAAGCGAUCGCCCCAAGCUCUGGGAGAGCUUUCGUUUCCAGUGCUCCAGUCCCUGGCCACCGGAGGGAAAGCGGUUCGGCUUCUGUUUGGCCCUGGUGGCAAGGGGGGUGCGACGGGCCGGUUGUGCGAUGCGUCUCUGUCGCCGUUCAUCGGAGACGGAGACACGGAUAUUGCGUGGCCCAGACGGUGGCGGCUGCCGCCAUGGGGAUCCAAGCCCGUCCCUACCGUCAUGCAGAUGCUAGAGCAGAUUGAGGCCGCGAGGAUGGAUCUGUCGCACUCCUUCAUUGCCGUGAGGCCGACUGCAGAUGGUGCCUGGGCGCAGAACUUCAGCUGCACGGGAACGGAUAUAUACUACGACCCAAGUCUGUGCUUGGAAGUGCUCGGCUACGGUGGGUAUGUGUGGUCUGUGAAUAUACACCCUCCCUACAAGGGCGAACUUCGUAUUGCCGGACGCCGGCUGGGCGAUGUAUCGCAGGCAGCUAUUAGCAAGUUUAUUGAUCCGCUGCGACCCUACGACAGCCACCACUUUGACACGGUGUCUAUUGAGCACCUCUUCCACAGGCUAGAUGUGCUGUGGCGACAGUCCACCGAACCCGCGCCCGAUUUAUUCUUCCUUCAUCCUGCUACCCACAACUGCCAUGCCAUCGAGUAUCUUUUCUCAGGUGCGCCCUUGCAGCCAAAGAUUCUCGUCGUGCCGAUCAACCCACUCAUACCUCCACCCUUUGAGGUGCUCCCCAGAUAUGAGGCAUGGUGGCAUAUCAUGCGGCCGGCAUGGCGUAACACCCGCUCAGCAAAAGGUUGGGUGCAGCAUUCGGUGGAAGAUCUGGCAGAUGGUUUCGGUGAUGAUGCCAUGGAUGAGUACCUAACCGCGGCCCUUUGGAUGGGGCAGUGCUCGUUGGCAGCUGUCGACAGCAUGCUGGAUCGUAUGAGUGUGAAGAAGUUCCGGUACAUUCUACACCACGUUUCCUUUGCCUAUGCUGUCUAUGUGCGGAAGGACAUCCAGACUCAUCUGGCUCGCCCUCAAGCAAGUCAGCCGCAUCCCGAUUCUUCUUUCUCCAGCUGGUUGAGAGGUUGGCACUGUGCGACUGGCAGCCGCUACUUUUCAAAGCUGGAGCUGGUAGCCGGGCCAGACAUGGGUCGUCUCGCAGAUCCUGCCGUGCCCAGACGGGAAAAGGAGAAGAUCAUCUGCUACUUUUUGGACCGCCAAAGCAUCCCAGUUCAGAGACGAAACUUCGACUGCCAAGCACACCUGGCCAACCGAGAUAGUUACUCCGAGGUUGAAGCGGAGAGUUGCGUGCGUCCAGACCAUCGUGGGUGGGGGAAUGAUCCAUACGUCUCAGAGACGAUUCAGGAUUCGGUUGGUGCGUGCGAAGCUCACUGCAGGGCUUCUGCGUGCAAUUAUUGGACGUAUGAUCCCACCGCUCUUUAUGGCCAGCCUCUCUGUUGGAUUUGGACUGGAGGACGCCCGGCAGAGAUCAAGUCCGAGCGUGGGUGGAUAUCCGGAGAUGCAGACUGCCGCCGUGAUGAGCUCGCCCGUGAGGCACAGGCUUCAACAUCGGCGGACAAGACAGAUGAAGAGGACUGGCAAAAAUUGGACGAGGCAUCCGAAGAUCAAGUGCUGGUCGGAACGAUGCCCGGUCCAGGCAGCAGCAGGGAAGUUUUCAAGCAGUGGGCUGUGAAGCAGCUGGAUGAAAUUCCGGGAAUGAAAUACUUCUUGGAGUCUGAGAAGCGAGGCCGCUGUGUGAAAGGUUUCUGUGAAUGUUUUCCGCCACAUCGAGGGCCGUUGUGUGAGCAGGUGGACGCAGGAACAAGGGACGCUGACCGCAAUUUCUCAGCAGUGCUGCAUUACCUAACGUCUGAUGACGACACCGACAUCGAGGAUAUUCAGCACAGCCUUCCUCGUCUGUGGCGGCGCUUCAAUCGGCGCUUCGAUUACCCCGUGGUUGUCUUCAAUGACGGGCUCUCUGAGAUUCACCGCCAGCAAAUUGUGAAUGCUUCGAGGAAUAGGAUUUGGUUCGCAUACGUAGAUGAUUACCUUGAGAUACCAAGUUUCAUUCUGGAUGACCCUUCACGUAAAGCCGCUUUGGACGACAUAAAGUGGUCUCUGGGAUACAGGGGUAUGUGUCGCUUCCGAAGUGGCACGAUCUUCUUGCAGCCGGUCCUCCAGAACUUCCAGUAUGCGAUGACUCUGGACACGGAUGGCUACUUCCCCGCUGAAGUCAGCGCAGAUCCUAUUUCCGCAAUGCACGAAGGCGGAUACGUCUACACGUGGUCUCACUUGCUGCCUGACUUGCCAGGGGCCGUUCGCCAUUUUUGGGAAUAUUCCUUGAUGUACAUGAAGAUGAAGGGCAUAGAUCCGAGAGGAACGCCGAUCCUGAGACAGUUUGUAAGAGAGGAAGAUGUUCAGUGGACCUACCAGCUCUACAUGAACGAUAUUGAGAUCGUGCAGCUGGAUUGGUUCAGAUCUGACCCCUACCAGGACUACUUCAGGUACUUGGACUCCAUAGGUGGCUUUUGGCUCCACCGUUGGGGCGACCAUGCCAUGCGCACCAUUGCUGUUGGAAUGUGGUUGUCGGAGGAAAAAGUCUUCGAGAUGGACGUCCCGUACGGGCACCAGAACUAUUGCCGGUGCAGCGGAGCACAUCCGCAUCUGUCCUGCGUGCGCGAAGAGGAUGUUGGUGGAGUCCCGGCCAAAUGGUGGAUUUGCGCAGGUGAGGAGUCAGCAGUCGAAAGCGAUGCCUGA